Messenger RNA from Momordica charantia (bitter melon), 1207 nucleotides. RefSeq lists its product as uncharacterized. The record is from RefSeq and is a predicted model, not a curated record. Gene Ontology annotation, molecular function: SUMO-ubiquitin ligase activity; SUMO binding; ubiquitin protein ligase activity. Gene Ontology annotation, biological process: ubiquitin-dependent protein catabolic process. Gene Ontology annotation, cellular component: SUMO-targeted ubiquitin ligase complex. Lineage: Eukaryota; Viridiplantae; Streptophyta; Magnoliopsida; Cucurbitales; Cucurbitaceae.
CGCAAGGAUGUAAAGUUUUUCAAAGAAACACCUCUACAUAUAUGGAAUGGAAGCCAAGAUUACUUUUAUAUCGAUUGCCGCCUCCUCGCCCUUCUCCCUCUUUCUUCCCCCAUUUCUUCGUCUCUGCAAAAUUCGUGCGUUUCCUCUUUCUAUCGCUCCGCUCCAGCCGCAGUUUGCCGCUCCGUUCCGUAGCAGUUCUGAUAGAUAAGAGAGGCUGUUGGAAUGAGCAUUCAAGGUAGAAAUGAUCUACAUGAAUGGAAUGCAAGAGUUGUUGAGAGAAGAACAGUAAUGGACUUCGACCUCAAUUGUCCACCUCCAGAUGAGUGCAUCAAUCCAACUGGCCCUCGCGAGGAAGCAGCACAGUUCUUUAAUCAUCACCAACGACAAGCUACAGACAAUCCUGACGUUGUUGAUGAGGACAUUGCUAUAAUAUCCCCUAGGAAAUUUGCUGAAGCCAGGAAAAAUUUUCGAAGAAACCACUUUGACAGUAGCUGUGGUGUAGCCGUCAGAGUUAAUGCCAACACAGAAGUUUAUGGUGCUCUCUCAGAUGUAACAAGUUGGCCCCCUUUUACAAUUUGGCCGCCUCUUACAAUUAACAAUAACGUUUCCAUACGGGAACAAACAAUUCACAACUUGGACCUUUGCUUGAGCUCUGAAAGCAGUAGCAGGGCCAGGACUAAGGCAACUGACACUGACAUUCCUUCUGCACUUGCACAAAGUAGUAGCAUCAUCCCGCCUGCAGCCCCCAGUUUGCGGUGUGCAAUCUGCAUAGAACCGUUGGUUGAAGAAACAACAACGAAAUGUGGGCACGUCUUCUGCAGGAACUGCAUCGAGACUGCCAUAGCUACGCAGCACAGAUGUCCUAUAUGUCGGCGUAAGCUUAGAAAACGAGACAUUAUCCGGAUUUACCUUCCUUUCUCAAGUUAAAAAAAAAUAAAAAAGAAAAAAAAAAAGAAGAUGAGCACAACACACAAGAGAAUAUUGCAUCUGUAUUCUUUUUCUGAUGAUUUGAUGACUAGGUUUGUACUUGCACACAGUCCCAUUAACAAGUAUAGAAUUCUUCUUUCUUCUUGUUGUUGUUAAUCUUGUUUUGUAUUGAACUAUAAAGAAUCAAAAAAAUUGGUUUGUAUUUGACUGAAAAGACAGGCGAUUGCGGUUGGUUCAUUCAUUAAAUAGAGUUUAUUGAUCAGUGAAUUAGAAUGGGGAA